Messenger RNA from Ruditapes philippinarum (Manila clam), 3157 nucleotides. Its product is annotated as transmembrane 7 superfamily member 3-like. The transcript has 11 exons. Lineage: Eukaryota; Metazoa; Mollusca; Bivalvia; Venerida; Veneridae. The record is from RefSeq and is a predicted model, not a curated record. The coding region runs from base 101 to 1831 and encodes 576 amino acids.
CUUUACAUCAAAUUUGAUGACGACACAUAAUAAAAUGGCAGCCCCCAUGAACAUUCAAUAUAGAAAAAAAUAAAAAAAACUUUCCUUUUGUGUUAUUUACAUGAUGACAUUGAAAUUUAGCCCAAAAAUAGUUUUCCUUUUGUUGAGUUAUUUAUAUGGAGAAGCCAAAAAUAUUUCUCUACCCCAAAGAGAUGCAAGGAUAGUAAAGUUACCAGGGAAUGGCAGCAUUAUUAUAAACCCAGUAGGUCUGUCACAUGACACAGCUUACAUACUUUGCCAGGCUCACACUCAAAUUGGAAAUAUAACAUUGUCUAUGAAGCAUGAUAUAAAGUAUGAUACAGCUGUGACAGGGCGAGAUAUUGGAGUUGUUUCAAUGUAUGCUGAUGAUUCCAAUAUAACAUGGUACCUGUACUCCAAUACCAGUGUGGAUAUACAAGUCCUUGUGCAUUUGACAUACUACACUGUAACAGAUCCUCUUGUAGGAGGGUGUAAUGAAGAGUUUAAUCUAGAAAACGACCCUAAUAUUCACCUUAAUGUUCAAUCAACAAAAACUACAGUUGAUUUUGAGUGGUCAAAUUCAGGUGUUGACCCUUCAUCUGGCAUGUAUCCUGCGUGUGAGGACACAGUGUACCAGUCUGACCUUGAAUAUCAUAUAUACGUGAAAUAUAUGGAAGCAGACGACUUUAGUGAAGACGGGUACUUCAGUGUCAUAAAACAAAUGUUAACAGUUGACGAUGUCAAAAAACAUGGGACAUGGUUGAACAAGUUUACAAAUACAAAAGGUCAUAAAUCUAAAGUGGAUGUAUCAUCAUACAGUCACAGAGGGGUUGUGUACAACACUGUAGUAAAAUUCAACAAAGCUUGGGUACACACACAGGCUGUAUAUAUUCCUGUUGUCAGCUAUGGGUGUGAUAUUGAGCACACAGAUAAAUGCAAACAAAGAGAUAUAGCAAGUUUAGUUCUGUCAACUAUUGGAGGAUUAGUUGGUCUGUUCCUGUGUUUCUUUGGUCACAGAUUCUUCAGAAUAGAAAACUUUGCGUUUGGAUUUCUGAUUUUUGGUCUCAUCUUUUACCAAGUUCUAGCACUGGCAACAGAUAUUAGUUUUGUUGGAACUCUUGCUCUGGCGGCCAUAUUUGGACUGAUAGGAGGCACUUUGCUGCUUGGUUUGUGGUGGAAUUAUGGGAUACCAGUGAUAAACGUUCUAUUUAUAGGUCUGGUCACUGGGUACCUCAUUUCCAGUACAUUGUUUUACACUCCAUUUGGCAAUCUCACUUAUCUCCAAUCACCGUUUAACUAUGGAGCUACAUUUGCUUGUGGAGUGCUGGUCAUUCCAGUAUUCCUACUCUUUUUUACAAGAUUUUUGAGUAUUUUCAGCUGUGCAAUGGUUGGAGCAUUCACUUUUGUUCUCAUGUUUGACAUGUAUUUACACAGUGCAUUACAUGUCAUAAUCCUGAACUCUAUACGACAUGGAACAGAUAAAUCCUAUGUUACCUUGACAUUGACUGCACCUUACACACAUCAUGAAAUCACGUUAACUGUUGUUUGGGGUAUUCUACUAAUUCUCGGAACAGGGUUUCAGCUCUUUCGUGAGAGGAAGAAAGCCCCAUUCCCACCUUCGCCUCGCCAGAUGCAAGACAGGGCAAAAGAUUUACGCCGUCUGCUUCAGACACCAACUACUACACAUAGGCCAACUACUACACAUAGGCCAUCUGAAAAUCAACCACUUAUAAGGGGAGGUUAUCCUAGCUCUUACGGCACUACCCAUAAUGCAUUGCAGGAUGAGGAAACGGACAGUACUGAGGAGGAAUAUAAUCGACCAGGAAUACUUUAAAAAAACUUUAAAAAAAACACAAAAAAAAAUACAGAUAAGAGAAUACUGGAAAAAAUGUAUAAAGUUCUGUAAAAAUUUAAUGGAAAAUUUAGCCAAAACAGAGCUACUAAGCCAGACUAUUUGCUAUUUGUUUCUUAAUAGAAACCAUCCUGUAAUUUUUCCAACAAUUAAUGGCUUUUUUCACCAAUUGGAAUGAUGUACAUGUAAUUCAAUAAUUAUUAAAUAUUUGAUUGUCAAUGUUGUAUAGAUAUGACAUAUAUUUCUAUUUCAUCUGUUAUAUAUUUUUAUCAUUAUUUUUAUUUUCAUAAUUAUUGCUGUUCAAAAUGGCUUAUAUAUCAUUAUUAUGUGAUAAUACAUUACAUGUAUACAAAGUAUAUAUUUGGCGCUGAUUGUCUCUUGUAACUUCUUAUUAUGAAAAUGUCUCCUGUACUUCUGGCCAGCUCAAUUCUGAUUUUCAAAGAGAAAUUAAUCCCCCCAAAGCUACUUUCUUGUAUAUUUUACAUGAUGAAUAAUGCUUAGACAAAGCUGAUAAUAUAUUAAGACUGAUAUGAAGUGUUAUGUAAUUUUGCUGUUUUUAAUGCUUCAGAGUGAUCACUUUUCUCCAGGUAUUUUUGCAGUUAAGGUGUCUUCCUCUUAUUAUACCCCAACCACAAAAUGUGGGGGGGGGGGCUAUAAUGGAUUCGCUUUGUCGUGUCCGUCCGUCCGUCCGAGCCAACAUUUAAUUAUUAUGAGCUUCAUUCCGUAGUUAAAUAAAGAACAUAAACUCAUAAAAUUCAAAUUAAGAGCUAUUUUUUUGUUUUUAUGAGCUUAUUUUGCUUAUGGACGUUGGUGCAGGUGGUGUUUAUGAGCUCAUUUGCCUCAAACUUGGCUCAAAUGUUCACCUUAACAAGGGGAUGUGCAGAACCCAUGUUGCCCAUGUGUCAGCUCAAGGUCAAGGUCACACUUGAAGGUCAAAUAUCAAACAAUGAAAUAUUAGACAGUAUGUCGUGUCCACUCUGUAACUCCUACACUUAUUGAAAGAUUUUCUUCAAACUUGGCUCAAAUGUUCACCUUAACAACGGGAUGAGCAGAACCCAUGUUGCCCAUGUGUCAGCUCAAGGUCAAGGUCACAAUUGAAGGUCAAAUAUCAAACAAUGAAAUAUUAGACAGUAUGUUGUGUCCGCGUUGUAAGUCCUACACUAAUUGAACGAUUUUCUUCAAUCUUGGCUCAAAUGUUCACCUCAACAAGGUUAUGUGCAGAACCUAUGUUACCCUUUUGCCGGCUUAAGGUCAAGGUCACACUUGAAGGUCAAAAAUGGACUUAGAAAAUGUUCUUAAACUGUAACA